Molecule: messenger RNA, 366 nt
Organism: Phytophthora infestans T30-4
Lineage: Eukaryota; Oomycota; Peronosporomycetes; Peronosporales; Peronosporaceae
Exons: 2
Coding region: 1-366 (121 amino acids)
Source: RefSeq, a predicted model, not a curated record
AUGUUAAGUCGGAUUGUCCGUGUCGAAAUCAUCCACCUGGUCCGACCGAUCAUGCCUAUCAUCCGACUCGAGCAGCUGGUCCAAGCGACCUUGCACAUCGUCAGGUCCCACCAGCUGUUCUUGGGUUCCAACGGACUCCCGCUGCAGACGACGUCGCUCUCGGUGGUAUGCUGCGUCGCGUUGUCGCCUCGCUGCAGCCAGCUGGUUCCGGUGCUCGAUGCGAUCGGCGAGAUUGCGGCACCUACUCACUCGCUGAUGGCGCGUGACAUGGUGCCUGUUCCCCUUGACCCAAUGCCAACACACGUCACAAAGCUGGCACGGGGGCGCAGAGAUACCGCGGCAGCGUCCUUGCUGGUGCAGCCCUAA